AUGGAUGGAACAGAUAGAAAGUUUACGAUUGUGCUGAAAUUGGGAUCGUCAUCACUAGUUGAUGAGAGCACCCUCGAGCCCAAGCUGUCGAUCAUGUCGCACAUCGUCGAGACGGUGGUCAAGUUGCGGCGGAUGGGGCAUAAGGUGGUGAUCGUGUCGUCAGGGUGCAUUGCAGUGGGCCUGAAGACGGUGGGGACUGAUCGGCGGCCGAAGAAGCUGUCGCAGCUACAGGCGAUUGCGGCUGUGGGUCAGGGCCGGCUUAUUGCGCGGUGGGACUCCCUCUUCAGACCGUUCAACGAGAAGAUUGCGCAGAUUUUGUUGACACGGAACGACAUAGUUGACUGGUCGCAGUAUAAGAACGCGCAGAAUACGUUCCACGAACUGCUGGCGAUGGGCGUGACGCCGAUUGUGAACGAGAACGACACGCUCUCAAUCAGCGGAGUGAAGUUUGGGGACAACGACACGCUGAGUGCGAUCACAGCGGGGCUGAUCGGCGCAGACUACCUGUUCCUGAUGACGGACGUGGACUGCCUAUACACCGACAACCCGCGGACGAACCCGGAUGCAAAGCCGAUCUUGGUGGUGCCGGAUCUGUCACAGGGACUGCCCGGCGUGAACACCUCUAGUGGGUCCGGUUCAGGUGUGGGCACCGGCGGCAUGGCGACGAAGAUCCUUGCUGCAGACCUGGCAACGAACGCCGGGGUGCAUACGAUUAUUAUGAAGAGUGAGCGGCCCGUCGACAUGGUGCGGAUCGUGGAGUUCAUGGAAUGGCGCGAGCAGUGCACUGCAGUUUCUGCUGACGCCGAGACCUUGCAGACGGACGAGCUGAAUUUGUUGCAGGAGCACGGCGUCCCACUACACACGCGCUUCAUUGCAAACGUUUGGCAACCAUCCUUGAACAAGCGGGAGUUCUGGAUACUCCACGGUCUGGUGAGCUGCGGCACGGUGAUCAUAGACAAGGGGGCCUACAAGGCGCUCACCCGCAAAAACAAAGCUGGGCUUCUCCCAGCGGGUGUCAUCGCGGUCGAAGGCUCCUUCCACGAGUUGGAGGCAGUCGACCUCAAAAUCGGUGUGCGCAAGGCCGAUGGCUCGCUCGACGAAUCGGAACCGCUCCAAACUGUGGGUAGAGCGCGUUGCAACUAUAGCAGCGUGGAGGUUGAUAAGAUUAAGGGCCUCCAGAGUGGCCAGAUAGAGACUGUUCUUGGGUACAUUGACAGCGAAUACAUCGCGCACCGUGAAAACCUUGCCUUUCCUCCCCGUUAG
Messenger RNA from Eremothecium gossypii ATCC 10895, 1263 nucleotides. RefSeq names its product AAL061Cp. Gene Ontology annotation, cellular component: cytosol; cytoplasm. The record is from RefSeq and is marked provisional. The transcript has a single exon. Gene Ontology annotation, molecular function: RNA binding; glutamate 5-kinase activity; ATP binding. NCBI's taxonomy places the organism in Eukaryota, Fungi, Ascomycota, Saccharomycetes, Saccharomycetales, Saccharomycetaceae. Bases 1 to 1263 code for a protein of 420 amino acids.